AUGGAAAUCGAGGAUAAGCAACCAGCAAAGAAAGCAGAGAAGUUCAUCCAAAAAGCAGGAUUACAAUCCAGUCAAAAUAUGUUGAAAGUCUGUGAUGCAAUGAUACUUAUAUUUUACUUAAUACUGUUUGUUACAUGAAAUAUUCAACAUCUUGAAGGCAAAGAUGCGAAAUAUUUUGUGGAGAUGUUCCUGAUCUGUAUUAUCUGCAGUCAAGUAUUCUUGUUCUCCCUUGGAUUCACAGCAAAGUGGAUAUAUACAGAAGACCGCUUGGGUAGAUGGAUCUCUCUGAGAAGGAUUCAAAAUAUCGCAAACAUUGUUUUAUUCCUUUUGCUAUUUCUUUCUGGCUAUCACGAAAUAUUUGGUUUUGUAAUUUUUAUAGUAACAUGCCCAAUUCAGUUCUUGUGAACAAGCAUGUGGAUUUAUACAAUCAGAUUUGAUGAGAUUGAGGAAAGACAAGGCCUGAUGGAAAACAAAGACCCAGUCAAGUUUGGGGCAGACGGUUUUAACCACUUUGAUGAGGAAAAUGAGGCAUAA
Messenger RNA from Moneuplotes crassus, 534 nucleotides. The record is from the annotation of a GenBank genome assembly. NCBI's taxonomy places the organism in Eukaryota, Ciliophora, Spirotrichea, Euplotida, Euplotidae.